UACCCGUGCAUUAAUUUGAUCAAUGCGAUAUAGUUUAGCGGGAGUUUCAAGAGUAACACUUGUUGAUGAAACCAAUAUGGCGGCCUCCAGUAACAUUGAGGACUGGCGAAAUUUAUUGAAAAAACAUCCGUUAUUUGAGUUGAUAGCUUCCAAAAAUACGGAGUCCAGGAAUGACAAUGAUUCAAAAGACAUACUGACAGUGAAGGAUGGCGAAAUUUUUAUAUGGAAUGCAGAAGACAGCAACAUUCUCACGACGAAUUUGAAAAACCUUGCUCUUAACAACGACAGAACAUCUGCGUAUCAGGCAUUGCUAUGCACCAAUCCACCCGUUUUUGAUGUACAAAGGAUUGAAUUCAGCUUGACUGGCCACCACUUGGCUUUGAUAGGAGAAAGAGGAUUAACAGUAGUGCAAAUGCCAAGGAGAUGGGGAAAGCAUGCAGAUUUUGAAGGGGGGAAGGAGAAAGUCAGUUCACGGACUGUCAACAUUGGUGAACGAUUUUUUGCAAGCAGUGGAAAUAUCAAGCUAUUACAGGCAGCCUGGCACCCAGGAAGUGAAACAGACACCCAUCUUGUACUUUUAACAUCUGAUGAUUGCCUUAGGAUAUUCAAUAUUGCAGAACCUUAUGAGGCUGAACAAACUUUUGCAUUAUCUGAUUACUAUGAUCAUUCACUUGCGGGUGGCAAAACAUCAAUAAUGGCAGCACUUGGAGAGUUGGCUGUGGCUUUUGAUUUUGGACCAGCUGUUGAACUGAAGUCUAAAGGAACAAAAGAACAAAAAGAAAUAGCUUGGCCUGUUUAUCUCCUUCGUGGAAAUGGAGAAGUGUAUGCUGUUUUAACUAGUGCAGGUUCAAAAAGGUUGAAAUCUAAGGUAGUGGGUCCUUUGACCAUGCAUCCUCCUGCUGAGGACAACUAUGGUACAGAUGCCUGCUCUCUCCUGUGCAUCCACUCCACUCCACCAGUACUAGUUAUAGCUACAAGUGAUGGUAAUUUGUACCACUGUGUGGUUCUCAAUAAGGGCGAGGAUGAUGAUUCUUUAUCUGAGGUAUCUUGGACUGGGACUGAAGCCAGCACACAAUAUGAUACACUGUCAGAAACAUCACUGUAUGUGUAUGAGAGAGUGGAACUGGAGCUGUCACUAACUACUGUUGCUGUGGAAACUGAUGAGCUGAUUGAAGAUGAUUUUACUUGCCCAAUAAGACUGCAUACAGAUCCAAGUACAAAAGACAGAUAUCAUUGUUUGCACAGUGCAGGGGUACAUGCAGUGGUGUUACCUUGGUUAAACAGACUAGAAGAUUUUACAGAAAGUAGUUCAGAAUCUUUACUUGAAGUUGGUCAGCAAGAAGCAGUAGUUGAACACAUCAUCUGCACAAAACCUUUGCCCUCAAGUCCUGCCUGUCCAGUCAUGGGGUUAGAUAUAGUGGACAACCAUUUAUUGGGAACAACACUGAUAAUACUUACAGCAGCAAUGGAGUGCUUAACUGUACCUUUGGUUACCAGCUACAGAAGUUCACCACCACCUUUAUUGUCUUCAUUAGCCAGUGAAAAAAUUCCAUCCCCUUUAAGAAGAUUGCAGAGAGAGCCAUUUGAUCAGUACAUUAGAAAGAUAUUACGCAGGGAAUCAUCAAAUCCCUUGCUCAGAAGUGCUGGUAGAACAGAUCUGACACAACAACAGUGUUUCCAACUACUGAGCAGGGCGACACAGGUGUUCAGAGAGGAAUACAUUCAAAAGCAGGACUUAGCCAGAGAGGAAAUUGAGAAACGAGCACAUGUACUUAAAGAUCAGAAACAGCAUCAGCAGAAAGACCUAGAUCACUGCAGAAUGUUACAAACUCAGCUGACAGAGAAUGCCAGAGAAUCUGCUGAAAGAUACGAAGAUUGUGUGGAAAAACAAAGUGAAAUACUCUCUAGAAUACAAAAUAUUUUACGAAAAUUAGAGGAAAGAUCUCCAGUUUUGUCCGAUGCUGAGAAAAAUAUGCAGAAGGAACUUAAAGCCAUGUCAGAAAAAAUUACUUAUUUUAAGAAAUCUUUAGAUUUGGUUAAGGUUAAAAUGAAUUAUCAAAAGCAGCAGAAGUCACGACAGACAAGAACUUCCAGACCAAUGAUUAGUGGCUCACAAACAAAGCAAUUGAAAAGCGUUCUUAAAGAUCAAGGUGACCAGAUAACACAGCUUGUCAAAGAAGUUGGAGAGCUAAAAACCAAACUUGAUAUUUAAAAAAACAAUUUAGAAAUAUUUCUUUGCUGAAAUGGCAGCAAAUGUAAACUUAAUUUCCAAGGAAAUGAUUGAAAGCCAAAAGAAUAUAUAAGUUUGCCAUAGAUGUUGCCACUGGCUUUUAACUGACACGUGCAAGACAAAGAGAGUUAUAUGCCAAAAGUUUAAUGUACAAACUCACUGUUGCAUCAGUGCUCAUUUGCACAACUGUUUAUAAACUAACCUAGCCUUUACAGUAUGUACAAUUUGUUUCCUCUGAUAUGGGUUUUUGAAAAGUAUGGUCCAUAUUCUCUAUAGAAAAAAUGUGAAUGCUACAACAUAUGGUUUGGGGAAACAAGUCUGAAGAGUUAUGGUUCCCACGACUGCCCCACUCCAAGGGAGUUUUGUGCUCAUAUGAUGAUGUAAGUUCUUCAUCAAGUAAGAUAUGAAAUCAAAUGCAUAAAGCAAUAUCCCAAAAAAUCAUUGUUGAUACCUUUAUGAUACCUUUAAAAGUAACUUAAUGGUUGAGGUUAUUACUAUCAGUUGAAUAUGGAGCCUAGUGAAGUUGAUACAUUGUUUUUCAGCAAGUGUAUAUGUCAAAAAUGUAAACAUUGAUGAGAAAUUUGCAAUGUAUUUUUAUAAUAAAAGUUUUAAAUUACA
Molecule: messenger RNA, 2848 nt
Organism: Lingula anatina
Lineage: Eukaryota; Metazoa; Brachiopoda; Lingulata; Lingulida; Lingulidae
Product: nucleoporin 88-like
Biological process (GO): protein import into nucleus; ribosomal large subunit export from nucleus; mRNA export from nucleus
Cellular component (GO): nuclear pore
Molecular function (GO): protein binding; structural constituent of nuclear pore
Source: RefSeq, a predicted model, not a curated record